GUAGACUUUGGUCAAUCAUCACGAUGGUUCAAAACUCUUUCCUCUUCGAAAUCUAAAAAAAAUUAAAUCCCAGCAUAAAUACCCCUACUUUGAAGUCAUUUCUUGUACAGGAUUCUUGAUUCAAUGGCCACAUCUCUUCUCUGCUUAUUUCUUGCACUUGCAACACUUUCUCAGGCGUCGGCCAACGGUGAAGUGGAAGUGUUGAAAGUGUUCAAGGCUAAUUUGGUGGAUCCAUACAAUGUUCUUGAGAGUUGGGAUGUCACCCUUGUUAAUCCUUGCACCUGGUUUCACGUUACUUGCAAUGCUAAAAAUCGAGUCGUAAGAAUUGAUCUCGGCGAUGCGAGUUUGUCCGGUCGACUAGUUCCGCAGCUUGGCCAGCUGCGGAGUUUGCAGUACUUGGAACUAUUCAACAACAGGAUAAGUGGAGCAAUCCCGAGGGAGAUUGGAAAGCUGAAAGAGUUGGUGAGUUUGGAUUUAUAUCGCAACAGGCUUUCUGGUUCCAUCCCGGACAAGCUGGGCAACCUUCAAAGACUGCGUUUCUUGAGGCUCAAUUAUAACUAUUUAAGUGGACACAUUCCCAUGUCCCUCACCACCAUCACCACUCUUCAAGUCCUUGAUCUCUCAAAUAACAAACUGACAGGCCCAAUUCCAGUGAAUGGAUCCUUCAGUCUGUUUACUCCUAUCAGCUUUGCUAAUAACUCGUUGGAUCCUCUUCCAACCUUCCCGCCUUCGCCUUCGCCUUCGCCGUCGUAGUCGCCAUUGCCAUCAUGUAAUAACGGUCUGUGACCGAUCCUUUGAGCUAUGGAUAUGAUACUUAUUUUUGUGUAUUGUUUGUUUGGUAAGUAAAGUUACAGUAUUGAUUACUUGAUCCUUUAUCGAUUAGAAAUUAAGAAUGCACUACGGAAAAAUUGCAUUUCUUGUGUAAAAACAAUUUAUAAUUUAUUAAUACUAUAAAUAAGUGUCAUUUUCUCGUGUUA
Molecule: messenger RNA, 977 nt
Organism: Salvia splendens (bonfire salvia)
Lineage: Eukaryota; Viridiplantae; Streptophyta; Magnoliopsida; Lamiales; Lamiaceae
Product: BRASSINOSTEROID INSENSITIVE 1-associated receptor kinase 1-like
Exons: 7
Coding region: 124-753 (209 amino acids)
Source: RefSeq, a predicted model, not a curated record